CGCUCCCUAUGCUUCCGGCGCCUUCGUGCGCGACGUCCGCGGCGCCGGGGAAAAUGGCGGCCGCCGCCGCCGCGAUGGCCGCCCUGGGUCGGCGCUUGACGGGCGCGCUGCGGCUCGCGGGAGCGCGGCCGGGCUGGGCGGCUGCCGGCCUCCCCGGAUUAACAUGGAACCAAUUCCACAAGAACCUGGCAAAAGUUGAGCCCCCCCAUCAGUUGAAGUUUCUGCAUACUACUCUGUCUCGGAGUGGUCUGGAGGAGUUUUUUGAUGAUCCAAAAAACUGGGGAGAAAAAACAGUAAAGUCUGGGGAUGCAUGGAAUAUAAAACAGCUAAGGGGCAAGAGUAGCGAAGACUUGCACAAACUUUGGUAUGUUCUACUGAAGGAAAAAAACAUGCUUUUGACUUUAGAACAAGAAUCAAAGAGACAGCAAAGGCCCAUGCCAAGUCCAGAACGAUUAGAAAAGGUACAAAAAUCCAUGAAAAAUAUUGACUUAGUAGUCAAAGAAAGAGAAACUGCUUUGAGACUUUUACAAACUGGCCAUGAAAAACCAGUACCUGGCGAGUGGAGAAAUGACUUCUUAGGACGCACCUACUGGUACACAUACAAGGAAUGGCCAAUACCAUGGUACCUGAACAAAAAAUACAAAAAAAGGAAAUUCUUCUACUUACCUCACGUGAAUCACUUCAUCAGGCUCAGACUUGAAAAAUAUUUACGUGUAAGGGCAAGACGACAAAGCCUAGAGAAGAAGAGGCAGAAGGUCUUACAUAUGAAGUUUCCUCAUCUUGCUGUAAAAUCUCAAAGCCAAUAAUGUUUUCGAAGAGUGCUGCAAGCACUUGGUUGAGUGUCUUUGUGACUGGAACAUGGGAGCAAGUUCUGAAACCAGUGGACAACUUGACUGGGUGUUCCUGAUGGUUUUCCAUCUCUAUUUUAUCCCACAUUUGGACCUAAAUUAAAUUUGUGAUCUGAAAUUAAAGAGCAGCUUUAGUAUGUAACUCCAAUUAAUCCUACCAGUUUUAUUCUAGAAACAUCUGAGAAGUGACACUAACCAGCUCUUAUAAAAGUGAAGCAUAUGUUAUGAACAGUGAUGAGCAGCCAGGUGAAGGCAUAAAGCAUAGGGGUGUUUACCUGCUUUAGUUUAACAGAUGUGUAUUGAAACCUGAGAACCUCUAAAGCUCACAUACCAUGUUUUGUUCCCUGAUCAUCUGAGAUAGUUGUAUGGCAUCUAAGUUAUGCGUGCAUUCUACAUAAAUGCAGGGGGAAUUGGGCUGUUAGUGAGUUCUGUUCGUGCUGCUACUGAGUACGUUCGGUAGUCUGGCUGCAAGAAAGUUUCCCUACUUUGAGUCUGGCUUGUUAGAAAGCAUUAAAUAUUUAACACAUCAAUUUUUAACAAUGCAGUACCUGUAUUUCUAGAGAAAUAUGACAAAUUCAAAUACUUGUGCAGUGUUUUCUGAGUGUACGAAGUGUUUGGAGAAAUACUGGUAAUAGUCUUCUGUGGAAUUAAAGAGGAAGGCAUGGAACCUUUUACUCAUCAUUACUGCUCUCACUUGGUGGUAAACACCAACUUCAUGAAAGCUUUUAACCUUCAAAGGAGGUUAGGUAGAAAUUUAGAAUGAAGUCCAUUUUACACACAUAGUCUCUCAGGAAGCAGACGUGCUAUGCUACAUAAUCUGGUAAGACACCAGAAACUCCAAGGGAACCAAAACUGCAUUAGAUACAUUCAUCUCCAUCAUCUUGACCUGCUCUGCAUCACAUGAAAUACCUUCCUCAUAGACAGACACUCUUUACAAUGGUGACAAAAGUCCAGAACUUGUUUUGCUCUUUGUAUGGUACCAAACCACUCGGAGCUAUUACCACUGUACUGUAAUUACUAUAAUUCUUUUGUUUUAUGAAGAUAAGAGUUGAUAGUCAAGGAAACCUAAGUGCCUGAUGUAGAAGGAGAACUUUGAAAAAACCUACUUUAUCUCUUCACCUCUAGCUACAAGCUGUCCGCUCACUCUUAGUACUUCACUGAUGCCACAGCAACUUCAUGCUUGAAUGCAAGCUUGUCUUUCUUCCAGUGUAACAACAACAGGUGAUUGUAUCGUGUUGUAGCUGACUUACAUUUGCUUCCUUUUGAGAGAGAAGAAUGGUUUGUCAACAACUUUGAAAACAACUUUGUCUCAAGAGCCACCUGAUUAUUAUGGUAUGACAAAAACAGGUUGUUUUGAUAAAUUACUUUAUUGCUUGGAGGUAACAUGAAACUGUUUUCAACUAGAGGCCCCAGCAUUAUUUACCCACAAGGUCUUUUAGGGUAGUGAAAACAUAGCAGUAUUUAUAUGUUUUUAAAUCAGUUAAAUGCUAUUUGGUUUUCCACAGCUUUUAGAAUAAGGAGCAAAACUUCACUGCGUCACAAUACAGAACAUCAUAAAGCUGUAAAUUUGAGUUGCUUCGCAGCAGCGCAGAGCUGCAUUUUGAUAGCCAGUUCCUGCUGAAAAAGUCAUCCCACUUCCUCUGCCCGAGUGCACGCUCCCCAUGCAAAAUGCAGGCACUUACUGACCUCACUAUGAGUCAGCCAGAACUAAACCAGCAAUAAACAAACAGCGACUGCCCCUCUGAGUUACAGCUCACUGAAAAAUGUCAAGCCACAUCCUGAGGUCUUCUCUGACUAUUCCCCUAGUCUUGGAAAGACAAUUCUUUGCUUUACUUUCCCUGUCUCUAAAAAGUUUUGCUUCUCACCUGCAAAGGCAUUCAGCAUAUUAUAUACAUUCUUUAGAAAUCUAGUGGAAAGAAAUGAUUGUUUACUGAAACAAAAUUGCUCCAUAAUAGAAAAUUAGCAACCAGUGCAUAAUGUAACAUUCACUAAAUGGAAUGUAACACUCCAUUAGACAGUAAAAGUUUACCCUGAACUGACUGCCCUAUAGUAGAUUAGUAAAUACAAACUUUCCAUUUUUAAAACAGAAGAGUAACUGUUUCUCUGCAAGUACUCAAAGUUGCUCAAAUAAAAAAAGAGCAAGUUUUAUUAGGAGAGAAGUAAGCAAUUUAAGGCCAAAGUACUAGCAAAGGAAGACUAAUAUAUGAAAGUAGACUAGACAUUUUUAAUAAAUUUGUGCAGGCAUUUGCAAGGCUAUGCCUCUAUCUAUUAGCUAACCUGUAAAGCUAUUCCCAGGAAAAGAUACUAGAGAAAAUAGACAUUUAUACAAAAUUAUAAAAUGCUCAUUAUAUGAAUUAUUGCUUUACAAAGGACAAACAUCCUUUUUCUAUGAUAGAAAUUUUGAGAGACCUAACUGGUACUAAGGUUUGUUAAAAAUGGAACUUGAAUAAUGCAAAAAAUCCAAUACAAAUUUUCUACAAAAGAGUCCAUCCCAUUCCUGAGUAUGCUAAAGCUAUAAAUCAGAAGAAGCACUGAGGAGGCAGCAGUUUUCACAGUAAGAGGUUUAAGGGCAUUUUCUUUCUACACACUGUUUCCCUCCUUCUUCAUAUUCUUGUUUAGAAAUCCACAUCUGUUGAAAAGUACCC
Molecule: messenger RNA, 3493 nt
Organism: Cygnus atratus (black swan)
Lineage: Eukaryota; Metazoa; Chordata; Aves; Anseriformes; Anatidae
Gene: MRPL47
Product: mitochondrial ribosomal protein L47
Exons: 7
Coding region: 9-806 (265 amino acids)
Biological process (GO): mitochondrial translation
Cellular component (GO): mitochondrial ribosome; mitochondrial large ribosomal subunit
Molecular function (GO): structural constituent of ribosome
Source: RefSeq, a predicted model, not a curated record